Pyricularia oryzae 70-15 is the source of this 1347-nucleotide messenger RNA. RefSeq lists its product as uncharacterized. The transcript is spliced from 5 exons. Lineage: Eukaryota; Fungi; Ascomycota; Sordariomycetes; Magnaporthales; Pyriculariaceae. Bases 139 to 1347 code for a protein of 402 amino acids. The record is from RefSeq and is a predicted model, not a curated record.
GUGAAGCAUAACAUCGACAUUUCGUACUUCCCAGGUAACAACGAUAGCCACAGGCGGCUAUUCUCUUCUUGUCAAGCUACUCGUUGAAGCAUCUUUUUCUUCUUCUUUCUUCAUCAUCGCACUCGAAACGCAACAGCAAUGACCAGCACACCUCAGGUUCCACCAGAGGAUUUCCCUCAAAUGUGGCAGAAGCCUGCCUUUGAAGACAUACUCGAGUGUCUUUUGAGUCUGCGUGUGGAACCCCCGAUCUGGAAGUGGAACUCGAAGCCGACACCAGCCAGACUUGAGGACAGCCAAAAGCAAACCCAGGACUUGUCGGAGAGUACUCGGCAGGCCAUUGCUAGGUAUUUGUCAAGUGUCAUCAGUAGCCCCCUGAGCUGGCUGGAGGAUGAUGAACAGAGGGAUGCCUUGUGGACGGAAGCAGGCCGGCGCUUGUCGGAGCGUUGCGGGAGGGCAGCUAUGGGCGAGAUCGUCAGGAGCUGGCCUUUUGAAAGCGAAAAUGGAUAUGCCCCCUUCGAGCUCGUCAUCAGGGAGCCUCCAUUGACCGGCGACUCCCUCGGGCUAAAGACUUGGGGCUCAUCCUACGCUCUAGCACGCAUGCUCGGCGAAUUUGCCGCAGGUCCUCUGCAGCAUCUAAUUCAGUCCCCAGCAUUACCAUCAUCCUCGCUACAACAGUCGCCACAAACCCGCGUAUUGGAACUUGGCUCGGGCACUGGGCUGCUCGGCCUAGCGGCCGCUGCCAUCUGGGCCUGUCAAGUUACGCUAAGCGACCUCCCAGAUAUCAUGCCCAAUCUUCGUCACAAUGUAGAACGCAACCAACCGAUUGUCAAGGCUAUGGGUGGGGACUUGGCCGCAGGUGCCCUUACAUGGGGUGGUAACGGGGACGAUGAGAUCGAUCCGGAUCUGUUUGGCGACAAGAAUCAGUUCGAGAUGGUCAUCGUUGCCGACCCCAUGUACGACGAUGACCACCCGGGACUGUUGGCCAGUGCAAUAGAUGACCAGCUAGCUAUCUCGGCCGACGCUAGGGCACUUGUAAUGGUGCCACGAAGGGACACCACCACGAUCGGACUUCUCGCAUCCUUCAGGCAGCUGAUGGAGGGCAGCUCAGAUGCUCCAUUUUUCUGUAAAGAUGAGGGCAUAGUUGCCAGUCAAGAUGACUGGGGUGGUGAUGAGGAAGACGAAGCGCAGAGAAAUGUCGAGUGCUGGUGGCUCUGGGGCUCUGAUGCUCCGAUGCUCCGAGGGACUCUUAUUUCAAGGAUGAACUGUUACUGGCCCCUCAAAGGCCAGACACAGGGGUACAAACGUGACCUCAUGGCUUGCGAAUUCAUCAUCUAUGGCCUCUUUUGA